AUGAAAUUCUGGAAAUUAUCUUCUAAUGCAUUAGCAACACUCUUAGCAAUUGUCUCAAUUACUCAAGCUAGUGGUCCAUCUGAUGGUGAUGCUGUUGCUGAUCCAAAUAGUGCUGUUGUUAAAUUAACUACUGCCAAUUUUGAAUCAUUUAUGCAAGAAAAUCCUUUAGUAUUAGCUGAAUUCUUUGCUCCUUGGUGUGGAUAUUGUAAAAUGUUAGCACCAGAAUUCUCAAAAGCUGCUGAUAAAUUAAAUGAAUCAAAUCCAAAAAUUAAAUUAGGUCAAGUUGAUUGUACUGUUGAAGAGCAAAUUUGUCAACAAUUUGGAAUUAAAGGAUAUCCAACUUUAAAAAUCUUCAGAGGUGAUGUCAAAACUCCACAAGAUUAUGAUGGUCCAAGAGAAGCUGAUGGAAUUGCCGAUUUUAUGAUUAAACAAUCAUUACCUGCUGUUUCACAACCAGCUACCGAAGAAGAAUUAUUUAAAUUAGUUGAUGGUCAAGUUAAACCAUUUGUAAUUCAAGUUAAUCCAUCUAAAGAAUCAAAUGUAACUUUUAAUAAGAUUGCUGAAACAUUAAGAAAAGAUCAUACUUUUAUUAAUGUUGAAAAUAAUGAUUUAAUUGGUAAAUUAAAUAAAAAAUUAACUAAACUUGAUAUUUCUGGUAAAAAACCAAGUAUUUUAGUUAUUCAUCCAUCUCAAUUAGAUGAUGCAGUUAAAUUCGAAGGUAAAUCAUUUACUACAGAUGAAGUCAAGAGUUUUAUUGAAACUGAAGCUGUUCCAUACUUUGGUGAUAUCGAUAGAGAUACUUAUAUGUCUUAUAUGACUUCUCCAUUACCACUUGCUUAUUAUUUCUAUAAUACUGAAGAAGAAAGAAAAGAAAUUGCUGCUAAUAUUGAAAAAUUAGCUAAAAAACAUAGAGGAAAGAUUAAUUUUGCUGGUUUAAAUGCUAAAUUAUAUGGUAAACAUGCUGAAGUUAUAAAUAUGGAUCCAGAAGUUUUCCCAUUAUUUGCCAUUCAUGAAGUUAAUGACAAUAAGAAAUAUGGUGUUGAUCAAACUAAACAUCCAAAGGGACCUUCUAUUGAAGUUAUUGAACAAUUUGUUGAAGAUUAUUUCCAAGGAAAAUUAACUCCAAUUAUUAAAUCAGAAGAUUUACCAACUGAAGAAGAAAAACUUGCGAAUCCAGUAGUUAAAUUAGUGGCUCAUAAUUAUCGUGAAAUCUUAGACGAUGUAUCCAAAGAUAUCUUUGUUAAAUAUUAUGCUCCAUGGUGUGGUCAUUGUAAGAAAUUAGCUCCAAUUUGGGAAGAAGUUGCCCAAGUUUAUGGAUCUAAUAAACCGGAUGCAAAAGUUUUAAUUGCUGAUAUUGAUCAGACUAAUAAUGAUGUCGAUGUUCCAUAUCCUAUCCAAGGCUAUCCUACUUUAUUAUUAUAUCCAGCUAAUGGUAAGAUUGAUGAAAAAACCGGAAUAAGAGAACCAAUCUUAUUUGAAGGGGCAAGAGAUUUUGAUUCAUUGCUUAGUUUUGUUAAGGAUUCAGGUGCUCUUCAUGUCGAUGGAUUUAAAUUAAAGGAAGAAUUAGAUGCUACCAAGAAUGCUAUUGUAGAAGAAGAUGAAGAAGAAGUAAAAGCAGAAGAAAAACCAAAGGCUGAUGAAAAGGAACAAGUUGCUCAUGAUGAAUUGUAA
Molecule: messenger RNA, 1671 nt
Organism: Hemisphaericaspora subhashii
Lineage: Eukaryota; Fungi; Ascomycota; Pichiomycetes; Serinales; Debaryomycetaceae
Gene: PDI1
Product: protein disulfide isomerase
Exons: 1
Coding region: 1-1671 (556 amino acids)
Biological process (GO): response to endoplasmic reticulum stress; protein folding
Cellular component (GO): endoplasmic reticulum
Molecular function (GO): protein disulfide isomerase activity
Source: RefSeq, a predicted model, not a curated record